AUGUUCGAAGACAACACCAUACGCCUUGAACUACCUCUCAAGUACCCAGAAACAAUACGUGUCACGUUUAUUCCAGACGUACCUGGGCCCCUCACAAUCGAAAUCGUACCGUCCACUUGCACAACCACGAAGUCUCCUGAGACACCCAAGGAAAAACAUCCAAACUCACGAACUUUUAUUGGCCCGGCAAUAGAUGACUCUCCUGCGAAACCAUCUAUCUCUAAGAAUCCCGUCGGUGAAGUAAUCUCUCGUCCCUCUACAACUCACAUAGCUAACUUUCCCGCUCUAAAUACAGAUGAUAGUGUGACGGAACCCGAGUCUGAAGUAGAGCAAGGAGCUCCUAAUGUGGCAGACAAGGGAAUGACAUGGGUAUACCCAUGGGUAUCUGUGGUGAUACCCCCACCCACACCCACCAAAAACCCACACCCACCUGGUGGGUGUGGGUAUAUUCAUGGGUACCAGGGAUGGCUACCCAUACCCACACCCAUAGAGGGUAUACCCAUGGGUACACUUGUAACAGUUCACACCAAAAAAUCUCAUGAACGAGCCGACCUUCGCAGGAAGUCACAGAGCACCAUCCACUCUGGACGCAUCGUUCCCCACAAGAUCACUCACCCGGAACCUGUACCAUGUGAAAAUCCAGUUCCUACAGCUCUUUUUGCACCAGUCUUUGAUUUUCCAGACCCCCCUCCUGUCUCUCCAUGUGCUGUCGAGCAGGAAAUGCUUGAUCAUGGCAUACUCACGCAGGAAGAUAUAGAUAUUCAGAUUCACGGUUGCGCUCUUCCCAAUCUUGGCCCAAAUUUUCAUACGCCCGAGGCACUUCUUGAUGUGGUUGAUUUUUACGAUACAUACCAUACUGUUACCGCAGCUGGUGCCCAGCCCCUGAAUCGGUAUCAUGCCCAUUUGGUACCCAAGGAUCCAGAGCAGCGUGCAAUGGAACGAGAAUGGGAGAAGACAUUGGAUGAGGGAGUGCGAGGGAUGGAAACUAAUGAGGAAGAAGACAUGGAUGUCGAUGUGGACGUGGAUAUGGCUGAUUUGAACCUUGACGAAGCCACGAUGGAAGAUGACACCUCUGCUGUUUUGAUCCAACCCCUGGUCAAUGACGAGGAUUCACCCGAUCCUUUCGAACCAGACGAAGAUUUUUUCAUGUCUAAUGGUAAUCGUGCCAUGUCUACCCUUCCGCCCCACCUCCUCACCAUAUAUGCGGUCACUACAUGGUUACAUCUGCAAUGGCAUCUUCCUCGUGCUGCAUGUAACGCCCUUCUCUCUAUCUUAUCCUGUUUGCUACUGUUCUUGUCUCCUCAGCUCGAGACUCCGUUUCGCACCCUGCAGUCAGCUACACGCGUUCUAGCGCUUGAUACUCCAUUUUACACCCUUCCUUGUUGUCCCACGUGCCGAGAAGUAUAUCCGCCUGCAGGUUCUACUCACGAUCAAGACACCUGCAUGGCUUGCAACAUCCCUCUGUUUCUACCUGAUACUACGAGGCGUGGAUUUACUCGCGCGAAGAAAAUUCCUUAUGUUAAGUAUCCAUAUCUCCCUCUUUCAGUUCAAAUUCGGUCUAUCUUAAUGAUUCCGGGGGUCGAAGCCACACUUGAUGGCUGGCGUUCAAAGCCAUGA
Messenger RNA from Suillus plorans, 1617 nucleotides. RefSeq lists its product as uncharacterized. The transcript is spliced from 4 exons. Bases 1 to 1617 code for a protein of 538 amino acids. The record is from RefSeq and is a predicted model, not a curated record. Lineage: Eukaryota; Fungi; Basidiomycota; Agaricomycetes; Boletales; Suillaceae.